Messenger RNA from Elaeis guineensis (African oil palm), 1302 nucleotides. RefSeq lists its product as uncharacterized. NCBI's taxonomy places the organism in Eukaryota, Viridiplantae, Streptophyta, Magnoliopsida, Arecales, Arecaceae. The record is from RefSeq and is a predicted model, not a curated record.
AUCUCUCUCCCUCCCCCCCGUUUCUUCCCCAAUUCCCUACCUAGAGAAACCCUAAUUCUUCUUCUAAUUCUUUUUCUUCUUCUUCCAAUCGGCAGCGCAGCAUGGAUCGAGAGCCGGAGGAGCUCCAAUUCCUGGGUCCCGUGGGGAUCUACCACGAGGCGUCGAAGAUCGUGCUCUCAUGGCGGCGUCUCUUCUCCCAGAUCACCCUCGCCCUCGUUCUCCCCCUCUCCACCCUCUUCUUCGUCCACAUCUACGUCUCCCACCUCCUCUUCUCCAAGAUCGACCGCAACGAGGUCGCCCUCGACGAUGCUCCCACGGGCUCCCCUUCCGAAUCCGCCAUCCUCUCCCGCCUGACAUCCGAAUGGUACGGCUUCCUCCUUUUCAAGGCCGCCUACCUCCUCGCCCUCCUCGUCCUCUCCCUCCUCUCCACCUCCGCCGUCGUCUACUCCGUCGCCUCCAUCUACACCGCCAAGGACCUCUCCUUCCCCAAGGUCCUUUCCGUCGUCCCCAAGGUCUGGCGCCGACUCAUGGUCACCUUCAUCUGUGCCUUCCUCCUUCUCCUCGCCUACAACACGGUCGCCAUCUUCGUCAUCGUCCUCGCCGUCCUCCUCCUCGGCCCCGCGACCCUCGGCGCCGUCGCCGUCGCCCUCAUCUUCCUCCUCUAUGCCGCCGGCCUCGUCUGGAUCAGCGUCAUCUGGCACGUCGCCAGUGUCGUCUCCGUCCUCGAGGACACCUGCGGCAUCGAGGCGAUGCGAAAGAGCCGGGUCCUCAUCAAGGGCAAGACCUGGACGGCGGUCGCCAUCUUCGUCUUGCUCAACCUCUGUUUCGUGGGCGUGGAAGUGGGUUUCAAACUCCUGGUCGUCGAUGGAUCUUAUAUGAAUCUCGGGGUGGUUUUGAGGGUCGGGUACGCGGUCCUGAUGCUAUCCAUCCUUUGCAUGGUAAUUCUCUUCGCCUUGGUGGCGCAGACCGUGGUUUAUUUCGUGUGCAAAUCCUACCAUCAUGAGAGCAUCGAUAAGUCGAGCCUGGCCGACCAUCUCGAGGUGUAUCUCGGGGAGUAUGUGCCCCUCAAAGCAAAGGAUGUGCAAUUGGAGCAGUUCCACGUUUGAUUUGAUGAUGUAUCAUACAUACAAUGUGAGUUCCGGUGAAUGAAUGGUGGAUGAUGAUACGAUGUUGUAAAAAUCUCAUUGUAGGGGUUACUUGGCGGAACAAAAGGAAAUUUAUAGCCACGUAAUUCAUCCCAGCUUCUUAGUGAAGAUUUUUUGUGUGCAUGAAAUAAUAUAUCUAUUUGUAUUUUAUCCUAUA